AACCGGACGGCAUACAAUGCAAUAAUUACAAGACGGAUACAAGUGGAACUAAAAACUACCCAGUCCUGUAAAAUGGCAUUGUUUUAAAUCGUAAUCGUGCCAUACAUUCUUUGUUGGGUAAGCAAUCGUUCACAACACUGGAGUGCAUCUCUCUACGCAUACGCUGAGUUGAGUGUUGUCGUACUGUGUGAACAUCUGAAUAUUAGGCUAUCUCCCAGCAAGUUUAACUCAGGCGAUAUUCAGUGGGGACAGGUUCACGCAGCCUCUCCUUGUAUGCUUUUUUGAUUUCAGACCCCGCGUUGCCCAGUGAAGUGUUCGACAGGAUGGACAAAAUGAAGAAUCCCCGCUUUUCAAACUAUGUCGUUUUGUUCUUCAUCGCCAGUGGGGCAGGUGCUGUGGUUGUGAACUCGACCACGUCGUCCACAGAUAAAUCGAACAUCACUUUGCUAAAGGAAUCUUCUCGGGACCAAUUAUCAGCGUUUGCACCAAAGUCAAGACGAAAGCGCUAUAUAUCACAUAACGACAUGAUUUCCAUUUUAGACUACCACAACAAAGUUAGAGCGAAUGUCUUUCCACCUGCAGCCAACAUGGAAUACAUGCUUUGGGAUGAUGGUCUGGCCAGAUCUGCUGAGGCCUGGGCUGCCACCUGUAUCUGGGACCAUGGACCACAGUACCUCCUGAGAUACCUGGGUCAGAAUCUCUCUGUCAGAACUGGCAACUACAGGUCUAUCCUCCAGCUUGUAAAACCUUGGUAUGAUGAGGUGAAUGACUACGUCUUUCCCUACCCCCGGGACUGCAACCCCAGGUGUCCUUUGCGAUGCUAUGGGCCUAUGUGCACUCAUUACACACAGAUGGUGUGGGCCACAUCAAACAGAGUUGGCUGUGCUAUUCAAACUUGUUAUAACAUGCUGGUAUGGGGUGCCGUAUGGAGACAAGCAACGUACCUGGUCUGCAAUUAUUCACCAAAGGGGAAUUGGAUUGGUGAGGCUCCAUACAGGGUGGGGGUGCCCUGCUCAGCGUGUCCUCCCAGCUAUGGAGGAGCGUGCAGCAACAACCAGUGCUACCCAGGUGUGAGCUCAAACUACCUUUAUUGGUUCAAGUAAACGGAAAAGGAAACGUUUAAAAUAUUAUUUAAGUGCUGCCCAUGAGCAUCAACGCAUUGAUGCUGCCUUACUCAACGCAUUGAUCUUGCUUCUCCACUGUCAAUACACUUAGGAUUUCAGUUCAAAAUCUGUUUAAUAUUGUUUACAUUAUGUCAGUUUUUCAAAGGUGCUAAUAUGUUACGUAUACGUAAAAGGCACUCAUUCAUUACAUUACUGUGUUUUGACCAUUCUAGCAAUACACGACUCAAGGUCAGGUUGAUGUCAUUGUCCUUGUUGUCUGGAGUAGCUUACAUUACAUUCAAACUGUGAUACUCAUGUAUAUCAUUUCAGGGUGUUCUGACGGUGCUCAAAUAUUACAUACACCAAAUCACUGAUAGUUGCUCAGAAUGGCAAAAUAUUCAAAGGGGAGUUUGACAUUUGCUCCAAAAUCUGUGAUGGAGCAUGUGCGGUAUCCCCAUGAUAUCUCUGGCUUGAUCAAUGGCAUACUUAAGUAAAAUAUGAGUGCUUUGUGUAUGUUGGCUGCCUAGUACCUCUGUCAUGCUGUGUAGAUCCGGGAAGGGAAGAAUUUGGAAAUGAGUUAGAAAUAGGACCAAGAGGAGUGUUAUGUCACAUGAAAAGGGGUGUACAACUGCUUAUUGGAUAGCUACUUUUCUUCCUCAAUUAUGCACAUUGUAUAGCACAUAUUGUUAUUGCAGAUUUUUUGUGGUUUUAUUGUUUUUCAGAAAUACCAAAACAUUUUAUUAUAAGCUGAUUGUCAGCUAUAAGCUAAUGAAAGAUCUUAUAAGCUAAUUAAAACAUGAUUGAAUGUUACCUGUCCUAAAAUUCAAAGGUGAAAACUCUACAAGCUUUCAUAGCCUUCAACCAGCAAAACUGAUCAUGUUUAUCGAACAGGGUAACAUAUUUCUUUGAUUGGCUUACAAUCUUUAACAAACCUCCCAUCAAUUGGGAGCAGAAUACUAUCUUUAAAUAUUUGAAGGCACUGGGCAAAAGUGUAUAGAAAAAUGGCAUAUCCUUGAUAUUGUAUUCAAAUUAACUCAUUAAAUUAUGAAAGAUACCCAUGUAAUGACACAUUACAUGCACUGACAGACAUUCUACUGCAUACUGUGUACCAAGGCUAAUAACAGAUUAUAUUUAUAUUUUGUGAUGUAACUUGCUAGUUGUGUAAGCAUCAACCUCUACAUAAUGCCAUUGUGUAGAAUGAAGUUGAA
This is a messenger RNA of Alosa alosa (allis shad), 2311 nucleotides long. RefSeq names its product peptidase inhibitor 15b (gene pi15b). Bases 324 to 1103 code for a protein of 259 amino acids. The transcript has 5 exons. NCBI's taxonomy places the organism in Eukaryota, Metazoa, Chordata, Actinopteri, Clupeiformes, Clupeidae. The record is from RefSeq and is a predicted model, not a curated record. Gene Ontology annotation, cellular component: extracellular region.